Molecule: messenger RNA, 741 nt
Organism: Pseudomassariella vexata
Lineage: Eukaryota; Fungi; Ascomycota; Sordariomycetes; Amphisphaeriales; Pseudomassariaceae
Exons: 2
Coding region: 1-741 (246 amino acids)
Source: RefSeq, a predicted model, not a curated record
AUGAAGGCUACACUGGCUCUUUGCGCCGUGGCAUUCCUGUCAUGGACUUUGGCCGCUCCCGUCGUGUUAAUGGCUCUUGGUGGUGUGCAAAAUCAACACGAUGUGGUUUUAAAACCGACGGUGCCGCCACUCAUCCUGUCGACCCAGUCGCAAUUGCGGAUCCCCUCGAAGAUGACGAUCGAACAAGCCGACUUGAAGGAUAUUGUCGCCGGUCGCCCUAAUAAUCGACCUUACGCGCCUUCGGACAACAUCACUCCGUCAGAAGCACUCGCAGCCCCACGGCCAUUAAUAUCAUCUUACCUGUUGUCCCUGGCGUCCAAACUUCAUAAACAAGCCCAAGUGUCCCACGCCAGUGUGCGCCAGGAUUCCAGCAUUGUGAGAGAAGAGACCGGGUCCACUAUGAAGUUGAAGCUUCCUACCAUUGUCGAGUUGGAGACCGAGGGGUCGAAGCCAUUCUUUUCUCGCACACUCUGUCAUAUGCACAAGGGUCCGGCGCAUUACCACGACGUGAGAAAAUACGCAGACAUGGUCAUCGUUGUCAUGGUUCUCGCAUUUGUAGCGGGCGUGGUCUUACUUGAAAUGUGGACCCCAAUCCAGCGCAGACUUUGUGCGCUCCACACCGGAGAAGGCGCUAUUCGCCUGGAGGAUGGCGAACAAUUCCAAUACCCACAAACUCACCCAUUCGUUCCGCAACCUGUGUCGAAACCAGUGUCGAAACCAUGUCCCACACAUAGCCAGUGA